This is a messenger RNA of Cricetulus griseus (Chinese hamster), 1654 nucleotides long. The record is from RefSeq and is a predicted model, not a curated record. Lineage: Eukaryota; Metazoa; Chordata; Mammalia; Rodentia; Cricetidae.
UCUUUUAAGCUCCUAGGAAUUUUAGAUGUUGAGAACAUUCCCUGUGCACGAGAAUCUAUACUAUAUGGCUCAUUAGGAUCUGUUGUGGCUGGACUUGGACAUUUCUUGGUGACCAGUAGAAUUAGGAGAUCAUGUGACGUUGGAGUGGGAGGAUUUAUGCUGGUGACUUUAGGAUGCUGGUUCCACUGUAGGUAUAAUUUUGCUAAGCAAAGAAUCCAGGAAAGAAUUGCCAGAGAAGGAAUUAAAAAUAAGAUUUUAUAUGAAAGCACCCACCUUGAUCCUGAAAGAAAAACUGCGAGCAGUAACAGCAGCUGAGCAACCUUGAACAUAGAAACUCAGAACUACUCCUUCGUAUCAACCACAAAUGUAUACUGUGUACAAUAAAAAAAGCUCUGAAGUGUGAGUUGUAUUGUCACUUGCAUGAAAACAUUUUCUGGUCUUGGAAGCCAGAGUAUAUGCUUGUACACUGUACCAGUCAUGCCAGAAGAAAAAAAAAAUGAACCUUAUCUAUUGAAUACAAUGAAACGUGCCAGACUGUAGGAGAAAUUUCACCUGAACAUCUAUCCUUCAAUAUGAAGACUGUUUUUCUUUUGAUCACCAUGAAGGCCAGGGUGCAGACUUGUGUAACUACCAGUCAAUUAUGGUUUAUACACAUGAACUAAGUUUUCAGCUGGUAGCCACCUCAGAACUUAGACACUGAUAUUAGUUUAUGGUAUGUCAAUGGUUAAAUGGUCAAUCUAGUAUUCUAACAAGAUGUGGACAGUGUUCUUAUGCUUUCAGGUUUAAUUUACUAAGAGCUCCAGUUUUAUCAUACCGCAAUUAUAUCUUACCGUGAAGAGAAACCUCUUGGUUGGUAACAUUCCAGUAUCUUCUGCUACUUACAAAGUUCAGUUUCACAGGAGCACAACUGGAUAAAAAGAGCCACAAAGCAUUUAGUUUCCUUGACUUGCCUGGAACAAGCCAUUAUACAUACUUCAAUGAGCACUAAUGUUUCUAAAAUCUUGUAUUUUACUUUUACAAUCUUACUGCAAGCAUCCUUGUAUUACAGGUAUGAAUCACUAUGGCACCUUACUUCAACCUACUGUUGUUAUCCCACCCAAACAAUGACAGCUGUGCCUCACGGACACCAGAAUGUCCAUGAUUGCCAGAAACCUUUACUAACUUUGUUUUCCUUACAAGUCUCCUUUCAGCCUAUGUACCACACCACACCUAGGUUUCCCAAAAGGUCAGGCAUAAUUGAGUUCUAUUGCUAUGUAUUUACUAGGUAAGGUCCAAGACACCAUGUCCAUCCCAGCCCUAACUUUUACAUUGCCAAUUUUAAACUCAACCUACCUUCAAUGCCCUCUGUGCAUACUGCUUCCUUCAUUGUUCCGAUAAUCCCGAAAUUUCAUACUAGGUGAUAUAGCAGUAGGUACCAGCUAAAUAGCUGAUUAAAAUAGAAUUAUAGUGUUAGUAGUUUUGAAGUUUUUUUCGUAAUUUAUCUACCAAUCCUAGGCUGUAUUCCUUUGCCCCCUCCCUCAACCCCUCCCUCUGAUUCCUUGCUUUUCCAUCUUAGUAAAAGGACCUCGGGAGAUUUAAUAGAACAGCUUUUUUUCUGGACUUGUGACUUAGUGACUGAAUUUGGAAACAAUAAAUCUCAACUAUGCUAAAACCA